AUGUCCCGAUUUGUCUCAGCUGGGACCGAUGCCGACGCGCGAGCUCCGGCCGAUGAUGGCUGGCUGAAGGCGCAGCAGGAAGUCAAGUCCGCACGAGAGCCCAGGUCAACCGAGGAGGGUAAGCAAGAAGGAGGCAAGAGUCUCUAUGAGGUUCUACAGGCGAACAAAGCUGCGAAACAGGACGCUUUUGAAGAAGCGGCGCGGCUGAAAAACCAGUUCCGCGCGCUCGACGAAGAUGAGGUCGAUUUCCUCGAUUCUGUACUGGAAACGAGCAGAGCAAAGGAAGAUGCAGUGAAGCAAGAAACAGCAGAACAACUCGAGGCGUUCCGGAAGCAGCGUGCUGCUGCUGAGCAAGCACAAAUUGAAGGCACGCUCGAUGGAGCACCUGGUGGCCCCACGGAUGGAGGCGCUUGGGCAACGAAGAAGAAGAACAAAAGACGUCGAGAGAAGGAUGGCGAGCCUAACGAUCCGAGUACCAAGCUGAGAAAAUUGUCAACGGCUGAUGACGAUAGAUCUGUGCUACAAUCUUCCAAUCCAAGCGGUCUAGCGAAAGGCGAUCCAGCCCCUCAAGGAAGGGACAGCAAUGUCCAAGCUAUGCCUAGCAAAGACCAGCUCAAACAUAAACCGGCUGGCCUAGGCCUGGCCGCUUACAGUUCCGACGAAGAUGAUUGA
This is a messenger RNA of Cladophialophora yegresii CBS 114405, 672 nucleotides long. RefSeq lists its product as uncharacterized. Bases 1 to 672 code for a protein of 223 amino acids. Gene Ontology annotation, cellular component: nucleus. Lineage: Eukaryota; Fungi; Ascomycota; Eurotiomycetes; Chaetothyriales; Herpotrichiellaceae. The transcript is spliced from 2 exons. The record is from RefSeq and is a predicted model, not a curated record.